This is a messenger RNA of Thunnus maccoyii (southern bluefin tuna), 1084 nucleotides long. It is a transcript of the gene hscb, whose product is annotated as HscB mitochondrial iron-sulfur cluster cochaperone. The coding region runs from base 103 to 945 and encodes 280 amino acids. Gene Ontology annotation, molecular function: protein-folding chaperone binding; ATPase activator activity. Gene Ontology annotation, cellular component: mitochondrion. Lineage: Eukaryota; Metazoa; Chordata; Actinopteri; Scombriformes; Scombridae. Gene Ontology annotation, biological process: [2Fe-2S] cluster assembly; protein complex oligomerization. The transcript is spliced from 6 exons. The record is from RefSeq and is a predicted model, not a curated record.
UUCCUCUGUCUUUCUGAUAGAUGUGAAUGUUUUGACAGCAAGAGGAUCGUAUGUUUUGAUUGUUUGAUCAACACCACCAAGUAGUGUAUUUCAAAUUCAGAAAUGUUGUCGUUGAACUCUUUGCGGAUUGCGUGCUCAUCCCGGGCUUUACUGCAGUCAAACCGGAUGAUGACGAAUCGGCAGUCUGUUUUUAAAGCUGUUACAUAUUCAGCACACUGUUUGUCUACCAGUUUCCUCAAAAAGGACACAUGGCUCAGCAACACGAACCUCAGAGCACUGGGAAAGGGAGGAGCGAUAAUUAAUUACACUAAUCAAGUCAAUUCGCCAAGGAAUUACUGUGCAACUCAAGUGAAACUGAACUGCUGGAACUGCAAACAGUCUCUUGACAAAACACCUGCAUUUUUCUGCUUGUCAUGCAAAGUAGUCCAGCCCCCUGAGGAAGGGACAUCCUACUUCAAGAUCAUGGAUUGUGACUACACAUUCACACUGGACUUACAAAAGCUUCAGAAAAGAUACUUGCAGCUCCAGCGGUCUCUACAUCCAGACAACUUCAGCCAGAAAUCUGUGAAAGAACAGGAGUAUUCAGAACACCAGUCGGCUCUUGUGAACAAAGCAUACACGACUCUGCUUAAGCCUUUGAGUCGUGGUCUUUAUAUGCUGGAGCUGGAGGGGAUGCGUAUAGAAGAGGGCACAGACUCCGGAGCUGAUUCACAGUUUCUAAUGGAGCUGAUGGAGAUCAAUGAAGCUCUUGAUGGAGCACAGACUCCAGAGGAAGCCAAUAAGAUCGGCCAAAACACAAAAGAGAAACUGGCAGACUUGACAGUGCAGAUAGACGCUGCCCUCCGUAAAGGAGAGCUUCAAACAGCCAAAGCACUGCUUGCCCAAAUGAAAUACUUUGCAAACAUCGACGAGAAAGUGAAGGAAAAACUUUCGGAGUUUAUGUAAAAUUUGCCCCCCAGUUCACUUUAUAUUUUUAGCCACUUAAAAAGUUUUGUACAGAAGCACCUUUACUAUUGUGUAUUUUUCUUGUGAUUAUGAAAAUAUAUUGUUCAAUAUGAAUAAUAAAUAUGCAAUAUAUAAAACA